Molecule: messenger RNA, 2870 nt
Organism: Rhinolophus ferrumequinum (greater horseshoe bat)
Lineage: Eukaryota; Metazoa; Chordata; Mammalia; Chiroptera; Rhinolophidae
Gene: PFKP
Product: phosphofructokinase, platelet
Exons: 23
Coding region: 88-2616 (842 amino acids)
Biological process (GO): fructose 6-phosphate metabolic process; fructose 1,6-bisphosphate metabolic process; canonical glycolysis
Cellular component (GO): membrane; 6-phosphofructokinase complex; cytoplasm
Molecular function (GO): AMP binding; 6-phosphofructokinase activity; monosaccharide binding
Source: RefSeq, a predicted model, not a curated record
GGGCGAGCGGUUCUGAGCCGCGGAGGAGCGGGUGGGGCGCACUGGCUGCCUCGCACCCUGUUCACUGCUGUCUUCGGCCUGCUAGCCAUGGAUCAAGACGGUAUCCCCUCGACCCCCAGGGGUUCCCUGCGACAGUUUCUGGAACAACUCUCCGGGGCCGGCAAAGCCAUCGGCGUGCUGACCAGCGGCGGGGAUGCACAAGGUAUGAACGCCGCGGUCCGCGCUGUCGUGCGCAUGGGCAUCUACGUGGGGGCCAAGGUGUACUUCAUCUACGAGGGCUACCAAGGCCUGGUCGAUGGCGGCAGCAACAUUGUGGAAGCGGACUGGGAAAGUGUGUCCAGCAUCCUGCAGGUGGGAGGGACCAUCAUCGGCAGCGCCCGUUGCAAGGCCUUUCGCACUCGGGAAGGCCGCUUGAGUGCCGCUUACAACCUGGUCAAGCUGGGCAUCACCAACCUCUGUGUGAUCGGCGGCGACGGAAGCCUCACCGGGGCCAAUAUCUUCCGGGAGGAGUGGAGCGGGCUGCUGGGCGAGCUGGCCCAAAAUGGCAAGAUUGACAAGCGGGACGUAGAGAAGCAUGCGCACCUCAACGUGGUGGGGAUGGUGGGCUCCAUCGACAACGACUUCUGCGGCACUGACAUGACCAUCGGCACGGACUCUGCCCUGCACCGGAUAAUCGAAGUCGUGGACGCCAUCAUGACAACUGCCCAGAGUCACCAGAGGACCUUCGUUCUGGAAGUUAUGGGGAGACACUGCGGGUACCUGGCUCUAGUGAGCGGCUUGGCCUGCGGGGCAGACUGGGUGUUCCUCCCAGAAUCUCCGCCAGAGGAAGGCUGGCAGGAGACAAUGUGCAUCAAGCUGUCAGAGAACCGAGCCCGAAAAAAAAGACUAAAUAUCAUCAUUGUGGCCGAAGGAGCAAUCGAUACCCAGAAUAAGCCGAUUACCUCAGAGCAAAUCAAGGAGCUGGUGGUGACACAGCUAGGCUACGACACGCGUGUGACCAUACUUGGACACGUGCAGAGGGGCGGCACGCCUUCGGCCUUUGACAGGAUUUUGGCCAGCCGCAUGGGGGUGGAAGCCGUGGUUGCCCUUCUGCAGGCCACCCCAGAGACCCCGGCCUGCGUGGUGUCACUGAGCGGGAACCAGGCGGUGCGCGUGCCCCUGGUGGAGUGCGUGCAGAUGACCCAGGACGUACAGAAGGCGAUGGAUGAAGGGAGGUUCAAAGAGGCCGUGCAGCUACGCGGAAGGAGCUUCGAGGGGAACCUCAACACCUACAAGCUGCUUGCCAUCAAGAAGCCAGACUCCCAGAUCCAGAAGAGUGGCUGCAAUGUGGGCAUCAUCAACGUGGGUGCGCCGGCUGCCGGGAUGAACGCAGCCGUGCGCUCGGCCGUGCGUGCGGGCAUCUCCUCUGGACACAGGAUGCUCGCAGUGUACGACGGCUUUGAGGGCUUCGCCAAAGGCCAGAUAAAAGAAAUCGGCUGGUCAGAUGUCGGAGGUUGGACCGGACAAGGUGGCUCCAUUCUUGGGACAAAACGGACGCUCCCCGGGAAGUACCUGGAGCAGAUCGCUGCCCAGAUGCAAGCGCACAGCAUCAACGCACUGCUCAUCAUCGGGGGCUUCGAGGCCUACCUGGGACUGCUGGAACUGUUAGCCGCCCGGCAGAAACACGACGAGUUCUGUGUCCCUAUGGUUAUGGUCCCUGCCACCGUCUCCAACAAUGUGCCGGGGUCUGAUUUCAGCAUCGGUGCCGACACGGCCCUGAACACCAUCACCGACGCUUUCGAGAGCUCGGUCAUGUUCGCCGAGGCACGUGGCAGCCACCAGGAGCUCUGUGUCCCCAUCUGUGUCCUGCCUGCUACCAUUAGCAACAGAGUCCCCGGCACAGAGCUGAGCUUGGGCAGUGACACCGCCAUAAACGCGGUCGUACAGACGUGUGACCGCAUCAAGCAGUCAGCCAGCGGGACCAAGCGCCGUGUGUUCAUCAUCGAGACCAUGGGCGGGUACUGCGGCUACCUGGCCAACAUGGGGGCCCUGGCUGCCGGCGCCGACGCCGCCUACAUCUUCGAGGAGCCCUUUGACAUCAGGGACCUGCAGUCCAACGUGGAGCACCUGACGGAGAAGAUGAAGACCACCAUUCAGAGGGGGCUCGUGCUCAGGAACGAGAGCUGCAGUGAGAACUACACCACCGACUUUAUCUACCAGCUGUACUCGGAGGAGGGCAAAGGCGUGUUCGACUGCAGGAAGAACGUGCUGGGCCACAUGCAGCAGGGCGGGGCGCCUUCCCCGUUUGACAGAAACUUUGGAACCAAAAUCUCUGCCCGAGCCAUGCAGUGGAUCACCACGAAGCUGAAGGAGGCGCAGGGGAAAGGAAAAAGGUUUGUAACUGAUGAUUCCAUCUGUGUGCUGGGAAUCUGCAAAAGAAACCUCCUUUUCCAACCUGUGGCAGAACUGAAGAAGGAGACGGACUUCGAGCACAGAAUUCCCAAAGAGCAGUGGUGGCUGAAGCUGCGGCCACUCAUGAAGAUCCUGGCCAAGUACAAGGCCAGCCUGGAGGUGUCCGACGCGGGCGACAUAGAGCACGUGCAGCGCCGCGGCCACGGGGAACCUGCAGCCAUCUAGACGCCACCGGACCUGCAGCGUCUGGCGCCGCGUGGACUUCCUGUUUACCACCCGUUUUUGUAACACUUAAGUUAUUUAUGAGCAUUGUGCGUGAGUGUUGUCGACUUUAAUCCCUAACCACAGAGCACCCGUCCUGUGCCCUUCACACCCCCGGGGCGCUGGGACUCCAGGGACUUGUCUGCUGUCCCUCCCACUGUCUCCUGCUUUAAUCUGUGCACUCCCAGUGGAAAUUAAACGUUUGGCUAAAGCUCCAA